Pimephales promelas (fathead minnow) is the source of this 2384-nucleotide messenger RNA. Lineage: Eukaryota; Metazoa; Chordata; Actinopteri; Cypriniformes; Leuciscidae. The record is from RefSeq and is a predicted model, not a curated record.
AUGCAGCCGUUUCACAGCUUCAUUUCCUGUCACGUGAAGUGACGGUUCCGUAUUCAUCAGAAAAUACUUCACUCUUUAACUAAUGCUUCAGAGGAUGCCUUGGUUUUCUAAGGACACCAUGAGGACUAAUCUUUGCACACUUGUCUUCCUCUUCUCUCUACCAUGGAGCCUAAACGGCCAUUUAACAACCAGCCAUAAGAAUAUUGAGGUAACAAACACAGCAGGUAAUGCAUCAGGGUAUGUUAAGAACACUACUAAUUCUGGUACAGACAACGUGGUUUCACUUUCAAGAAGUGCUCAGACGCAGCACCUAAAGAGUCAUUCAGAGCAGCGAGGCAUCCUGCUGAGCACACCCAACGUUGACACCGAGACAUCAAACCAGAGUAAAAGCAUGAACAUACGUGAUGGCGAAUACAUCUUGACUACUACGCUAGCACAACCAGAAAGGCAAAUGAUACAGGAAGAGGUAACAACUCCACAAAAGGAAAUACGAAAACCGACAGAAGGCUCCCGCAGACCGCAUUCUACAUCUCUUUUACAGAUUGAGAAAGCUAAAGAAUUGAAUAUUUCGACUAAACCACCCAAUGCCACAGAGGCAGAUGUUUCGCCAAAGGAAAAAACGAGCAUAGGAGCUAUGGAGACACUGGAAGCCACUCAGGAAACACCUUCUACUUCUGAUUUCACUGGACACUAUGGUGACGUGCAAACCAACAAAACAGUAGUGAAGGGCAGCAAUAACGAUACAAAUGGAGACCUUCCUACAAUGGAGACUACAGACAAACCAAACCCAUUGACUCAUGCCCACACUUCUGCAAUAACGUCAAAAGAUUUCAACAAGACUGUAAGCACCAAUAGUGUGGAAACCACAGAGAGUGAAGUCAUCACAGACAGGUGGACAAGCACGCAAGGUCCUGAGCUUAAGACUUCAUCCAUGAUUGAGCCAACAAAGACAUUGUCGACCACUAAAAAAACCACCACAAAGCGAAUUUACCCUCCACCAAAUAAUUUCCAGAAAGCGAACCCAGCUCCUGCUGUGGCAGCUGUGAUCGGCACCACUUUUGUUUUGAUGUUCAUAGCAAUCAUUUUUAUCUUGUUGAAGAAGCGCAAAAUGCAGAGAAAGAGGCUUGAAAAUCCUGAAUGGGCCGGACCCUCACCGUUUCUGGAUGGCGACGUUCAACCAAACCUGCCAAAUAUGGAUGAGUCCGAGACAAUCAACGGACGAGGCUUUAACCAGGUGUCCAUUUCCAGAUACCUCCCCCAACAGCUCUCCAAACACCUGACGCUCGGAAAGAACACGAAUGAGGAAGUUAUCAUGGGGGACAUCCUGCAAGGAAGCACAUUUGGCAGACAAAAUCCAGAUGAGGUCCAAGCCUCCAACAGGAACCCAACGGUUGCUCAGGACUCAACUGUGGAGGAGGAAAAUGAAAUCCAGGCAGGUCAAGCAUCCGUGGAUUCUUUGGACAGCAAAACAUUUGGAUCAAGAAGUGCACAAGAACCUGUGAUGGAGAGCAAAAUAUCAAAGCAGACUGAUGACCUCACCCCAUCUCUAUCUUCUGGCAUGGACACUGUAAUUAAACCUCCACCUUUAGUGUCUAUAGAUCUUGAUUCCCUUUCAGAAGAAGUAAUUCCUUCGCAAACAUCAGAUGGGGGAAUUGUUCCACCUGCUCCACCACUGCCCUAAUCUCAUUUAACAAAAUCCUCUCUACCGCUAAAUACUAUAUAAGCAAGAUAACCAACAUACUCAGAUCUGCUUUCUUAAAGUCAAAAUAUUCAAAGACCAUUUCUUGCAAGGGAUUUACAACCUACUUUGCUUGUUCAAGACUGUUAAAGAUACAUUUCUCAAAAGGCUUUCUCAAUUGCUCAGUUUUUUUUCUUAUCCAUUACACAGUUAUCAGUAUCACACAACUGCUACACAUGACUUCCUACUUCAAGACAGAGCCUGUACAUACUGUUAAAGGUUAAUCAAAGUCAAAUAGCAGCAUAUAACUACUUUGAAGAUAACUAAAUGCCACAAACUCCAAUUCUGAUUUCAUUUGGUCUUUGUCAUUUUAGCACUUUGAAAAGUAACACUCUUCAAACCAAUAAAAAAAAAGUCUCAUGAAAAGUUAAAACAGGCUUGGUCAAGGCAGUACAUGUCCUCAGAUAAAACAGUUUGUGUCCAUGAGAAUGCAUGGCGCGCUUGUACAAAAACCACAGCAUGUACAAUCUUUGUACCUACAUGCACUGUUAAACACGUGUAACCUAAAGAGGGAAUGUAGCCACAAUCUGGAGCCAAUUUUCAAAUGAAUGAGACACUUUUAACCGUGAUGAACUGUCAGAAGAACAUUACAACAGCAGCUCAAACAACUCACUUAUACUAAAAAUAAAAAAAAAUGUUGCAACAC